UCAAAAGGUUUCGAAGAAGGUGAUCUGGUCCUGUUGUACAAUCCACUUCGAAAGAAAGGCUUGUCCCCGAAACUACAGACAGCCUGGGAAGGACCCUAUAUGGUGAUGAAACGACUUAAUGACGUGGUAUACCGCAUACAAAGAAAUGGAAAAGCACGAUGUAAAAUGAAAGUAGUACAUUUGGAGAGGCUCGCCCCAUUUGGUUCAAGAGGAUUUGUGCCUAAUCGGGACGAUUAGGCUUUAGUGGAGGGCAGUGUUACAAAAGUAGUAUUAAGUUGUGUUACAAAAGUAGUAUUAAGUUGUAUUUGUAUUACUAUAUGCAUCCCUGAUUAUGAACAAUAGCUGUAGGUAUAUGGAAUAACAUUUGUCUUGUUGUAGACAUCUGGCGCCACGGCUGUCUGCUUGUCGAAACAAUAGACAUCUGGCGCCGCACUGUCUGCUUGUCUAGUUAAACAAUUGCUGAGUCUGGCGCCGUAUAGCCGUAUAUUCUGGUAAUUUCCAGACGCGAUAUUCUAGAAGGACACGUCGGCAUCAGCGAGAAGUGCGUGGCUAUAUAAGCCGUGGCAGCGCCAACGUAAUCAAUCAGUGCUAAGAGUAAACUGCCAUAGUGUAGACGAGUUGUGAAAUAAAGAGUUGUUGAAUUAAAUUAAACAGUGUUGAUUUUAUUUGUCAAUCCAGAGAUACGAACCUAACAAAGUAAACUAGCAAGCAGUAAAUUCGUAACAAUUGGUGUCAGAAGUGGGAUUGUCAAAUAAUCCAAAUUCAAAAUGGUUAAAUUCGGAGAAUUGAGAAUUCAGCAAUUAAAAAAGGAACUGGAGGGGCGUAAUUUGCCGAUAAGCGGGCAAAAGGCGGAUCUGCAGGCACGAUUACGUGAAGCAAUGGAAGCGGAUGGAAUUAAUGUCGACGAAUUCGAAUUUGAUGGCCCAGAAACUUCUACAAAGGUAGAAGAAAAAGUAGAAGAACAACGAACAUCAUCAAGUGUGGACAUGAACAUGCUGUUAGUGGCUAUUAAGCAAAUGGCAGAGAAUGCAGUGCAAACCGAAAAUCGUCUGGCACAUCAAAUAGCUGAAAAUACAUCACAGUUAGAGUCUCGCCUUACACAACAACAUCGUUUGGUACAACAGAUCACGGAAAAUACUAUACAACUACAAAAACAAGUGCAAGAGAAAUUUUCAAAAUUUGAAGACGAAUUAAGCACUUUAAAAAAUGACGAAGAAAAUUUAAAAGCAGAAGUUCUUCAAUUAAGUAAUCGUGUGCGAGAACUGCAACUGCAUGGCCCUGCACCAUCAACAAAUAAUCAAAGAUUGAAGGCACCCACAUUCGAUGGAAGUAUUCCAUUUCAAAUUUUCAAACUUCAGUUUGAAAAGACAGCAACGGCCAAUAACUGGAAUCCAGCGGACAAAGUGGCGUCCUUGUUUGUAUCAUUGAAAGGACCGGCAGCAGAAAUCCUUCAGACUAUUCCAGACUGUGAACGGGACAACUAUGAGGCAUUGAUGAGUGCGAUAGAAAGACGUUAUGGUAGUGAGCACCGGAAACAAAUAUACCAGAUCGAACUGCAAAAUAGGGGUCAGAAGAUGAACGAGUCAUUGCAAGAGUUCGCAACUGAAAUAGAACGACUGGCUCAUUUGGCAAAUGCAGAUGCACCUGUGGAUUACAUUGAGAGGGUAAAAAUUCAAUGUUUCAUAAAUGGAAUUCGUGAUGUGGACACCAAACGCGCCACAUAUGCAAUGCCAAAAAGAACGUUUGCUGAAACGGUUUCGCACGCCCUCACACAGGAAACAGCUUCCGUACUAAGUAAACCAGCACCCAAAGUACAAAGGGUUGAAAUGGAACAACCGGCGCUGAUGGAGGAAAUAUUGAAGACUCUGAAGACAAUUGCUGCACCGCGAGUAAAUACAACAGGCAGAUGUUUCAACUGUGGAAAAGCGGAUCACUUUGCCCGAAAUUGCAAUAUAAAAGUAAACCCAUCAAAACGGAAACAACCAACAGAUAACGAGGACGGAGCAUCCACAUCUCACAAGUCGUUAAACUAAAAUGGAACAGUUCAAAGGGGCGCGAGCUGGUUCCCACAACUAUUUGCCCCACCAUCUCGAUAUCACAAAUAGGUCGCCAUGACAACAAUCUUACUAUCAACGGUAUCGUAAAUGGACGACUGUCAACGCUUACUUUGGAUACUGGUGCCACACAUUCAAUUAUCCGACCGGAUGUGGUAAGAGGAACGGUUGAACCAUUAGUCGGUUGCAAGCUUCGAACGGCCACCGGAGAGGAAGCAGCUGUCGCGGGAAAAGUGUUUUGCAAAGUGAUGAUUGGUACCCUGGAAGUUAAUCACACCUUCAUCGUAGCAGAAAUCACGGAUGAAAUUAUAAUGGGAGUAGAUUUCAUGAUUGAUCACGGGGUUACUUUGGAUUUAAACAAGCAAAUGCUGUUUUGCCAGAACAUGGAGAUGCCUAUAAACACCGGAUAUGUGACCAACGUUGAAAGUAAGAGGGUGAUUGUUGAUGAUAAUCAGAGUAUUCCACCAAAAUCUGAGGCGAUUGUAUGGGCUAAAGUGAAUGGAGGAGGUGGGACUGAAGAGUUGUGGAUUGUGGAACCAACAAAAAUAGAUACACCCAUAUUGGUAGGAAGAACGCUUGUGAAAACUAGCGAAGACGCCACCAUUCCGGUCAGAGUAGUGAAUGAAUUCAACACGCCUAUAAGGCUGAAGAAAGGAGCAGUAAUUGGACAGUGCCAGAAUAUAAGUGCAAUAGCACGAUGCGAACGGUCAGAACAGAAGCCUACUAUUGAGCCACAGCAGAUAAGUCCUACAUUCCUAAAUAAUUUACUGAACGAACUGCAUGGAAAUGAAAAAUUAAAAGCAGAAAAACUAUUAGAAAAAUACGCAUCCAUAUUUGCAAACAAAGGAAACACAGGAAGAACCGGCAUUGUCAAACAUCGCAUAAAUACUGGAGACGCUAAACCAAUCCGACAAGCUCCGCGUAGGGUUCCACUAGCAAAACGUGAGGAUGCUAACAAAAUUAUUGAAGACAUGCACAAAAACGGUGUAAUCGAACCUUCAAUAAGUCCAUGGAGCUCACCUAUCGUCUUAGUUAAAAAGAAAGAUGG
This is a messenger RNA of Bactrocera dorsalis (oriental fruit fly), 3102 nucleotides long. RefSeq lists its product as uncharacterized. The record is from RefSeq and is a predicted model, not a curated record. Bases 768 to 2033 code for a protein of 421 amino acids. Lineage: Eukaryota; Metazoa; Arthropoda; Insecta; Diptera; Tephritidae. Gene Ontology annotation, molecular function: nucleic acid binding; zinc ion binding. The transcript has 2 exons.